Penicillium samsonianum is the source of this 303-nucleotide messenger RNA. RefSeq lists its product as uncharacterized. Bases 1 to 303 code for a protein of 100 amino acids. The record is from RefSeq and is a predicted model, not a curated record. The transcript has a single exon. Lineage: Eukaryota; Fungi; Ascomycota; Eurotiomycetes; Eurotiales; Aspergillaceae.
AUGACUGGUCAAGAAGAGGCUACUUCAGAUGUGUCCAUCACGCGUGUUGUUGCAUCAGGACCCCUGAACUCAGGAGAUAAACCUGCCACUCAAAUUAUCUGGCCCCAACUCCGAUCAUCUGUCGACGGUCUUUGUUCUGGUGAGUGCAGAUCCCUAGACAAGCGCCAUGCCAAGACGACGGACGACGAGGACGCGUUGAUACAGACACACUAUAUGCAACCUACGGCCGACCCGCGUCAAAUCCGUCAACGCAAGUUGACUGCGCCGCACCUUCCAACUGACUAUCUCGCUGAGAAUGACUAG